CGGCCUUCAACGAUGAAUGAGCGACGCUAUGGCCACUUUACUUGUCCGACGUGCGGGAAAAGCUGGCAGAGUGCCCAUGUCUACUGUGACGAUUCCUCGUGUUACCAACAAGAGUGCAAGAAGUGUAGAACUCCCAGCCAGCCACGUACGGUAGAGCCUAUCGUCUGCUCCCAGUGCAAACGGACAAAAUGCACAUGCACACGGGAAGACGGAGAGAAGACUCGGGAUGUUAACCCCUCAAACCUCAUAGGUCUGACCUCUGCGAAAGGUGCAAGUCUGGAAAAAAAUGUCAAUGGCGAUAGUGAAGCCAUGAAACUUAACAACCUGUACAAAUUUGAUGACGAAAAUAUCGCCGAUUAUGUCCCGUAUCUUCUAUCGUUUCAGGAGCUGCUUCUUGAUCAGGUGGUCAGGGACACGCAGUUCCACACAUCACCUCCGUCAACGUUUGUCUGCCGUGCACGAUGUCGAACCGACGCUAUGGUUACUUCGAGUGUGACUGUGGGUCAACCUGAGAGUUCCCAUGUCUACUGUUACGGUUUCACGCCGAAGUACGAGCAGGAUUGCAGGUCUUGUGACACCCCUUGCAUGCCAUACCGUGUAGAGAAGCUGAUCUGCUCCAAAUGCAAACAACAUGAUUGCAUAUGUUCUAAGCAAGACCGCCUAGAGAGGACCAUCGACCCCAACAAACCACAUCGAUCUGAUCUCUGUCACAAGUGCCAGUCAGGCAACCCCUGCAUGUAGACCGACCUCGCACAUACAGAUCCCUGCUUGUAGACAGACCUGGUACAUACAGAUCCCUGCACAGACCCCUGCCAAUAGACGAACCUCGCAUAAACAGACCCCACCAGUAGACCGACCUCGCACAUACAGAGAACCAGUGACCUCUGUGAGAGAAGACCUUAAGUGCCCUGCUAUUUAACCUUCUGUACUUGUAUUAUGUAUGCGCAGCUCAUACUGAUGGUCAAAAAUAAGGGAACGCAACACAAUAUCGAAGAAUCACUUAGUGCUGAUCACAGUAGAAAAGCAACAUGUACAAAUUAUGUUGCAGGGCGAAUUUCUCCCUUAUGACUCCAUUGUCAAAUAGUAUCUUGCCAUGUUCUCAUACUUACAACCGUUCCCUUAUUAAUUCCAUCAGUCUAUACACACUCUCAUUAGCCAGUAUUUGUUAACAAUCUAUGUACCGCUACCUUUAAAAGAUAUACUUGUCCUGUCUGCACUUCAUUAUCCAACAAUAUGUGUUAUGCUUCUGUGAUAAUUCCAUGAAUAAAUCUGAAUGGCAAAUUU
Haliotis rubra (blacklip abalone) is the source of this 1284-nucleotide messenger RNA. RefSeq lists its product as uncharacterized. The record is from RefSeq and is a predicted model, not a curated record. Gene Ontology annotation, cellular component: cytoplasm. The transcript has 6 exons. Lineage: Eukaryota; Metazoa; Mollusca; Gastropoda; Lepetellida; Haliotidae. Gene Ontology annotation, biological process: translation. Gene Ontology annotation, molecular function: mRNA base-pairing post-transcriptional repressor activity. The coding region runs from base 13 to 741 and encodes 242 amino acids.